CUAACCGGUAAGAGGAUAACGGUGGCUGCUGCUACAUCGAGCUGCUGCUGAUGAUGCUGAUGCUGCUGCUGAAGCAUCUGCAGCGCUGUUUGGCUGCUUUUUGUUUCAUUCCAGAUGUCAGACACUGAAGAUUGUCAUCAUCAACACCAGCGUCGAGGAUGUGUGUGAGUAUUUCGAUGCGACUUCAGAGCGGAUGGAUUCAAUGCAAGGAAUAAUCCUACCGAGGAACAACAUGACAGGCAUCCUGCUCCCCUGACGAUUCUUUCUGGGAUGCAGUCAUAGUUUGAGGCCGGACAUGAUUUUAAUCUCAGGAGUUACUGUAGUGGAUGCGGGAUGGUGUGCGCCGCACCCCGAGAAGAAAUAUUGAUAAGGAGAACUCAGAUCUGUCCUUUGAUGCCUCUCAUCCGAUCCGGAUUUUUCCUGGACUGUGGCGCACAGUGAGCAUCUCUUGCUUUUUUUUCUGUGGGACUGUUUGGGGACCUUCUGAUGUGGAGGGAUUGUGCUGUUUUGUCUGAAGGGAUCAUCUGAGCACUGUUGCUCUCACCCCGAGAGGAGAACCAGGGCUGAGCUGCUCACCUGGUCGUUUCAACACACAAUACUAACCUUUCAGCAUGGCUGAGAGGACACUGGAUCCGGGCUCGGUCAGCAUCCCCAUGGAGGAGACCAAACUCCACAGCGGAGCACCCCCAGAGGCGCCACUCCUCACCCACUUGAAGAAGGUGGAGAACCACAUCACUGAGGCUCAGCGCUUCUCCCACCUCCCACGUCGCUCCGCUGUGGACCUGGAGUUCAAUGAGCUGUCGUACACCAUCCGCGAGGGUCCCUGGUGGAGGAGGAGAGGUUACAAAGCCCUCCUCAAGUGUCUGUCAGGAAGAUUCAAUAGCAGAGAGCUGAUUGGCAUCAUGGGGCCAUCUGGAGCCGGGAAAUCCACUCUGAUGAAUAUUCUGGCGGGGUACAGGGAGACGGGCAUGAAGGGCCAGAUCAUGGUGAACGGUCGACCGAGGGACCUGAGGACCUUCAGGAAGAUGUCCUGCUACAUCAUGCAGGAUGACAUGCUGUUGCCACAUCUCACUGCGAGGGAGGCCAUGAUGGUUUCUGCCAAUCUGAAACUGAAUGAGAGCAUGCAGGUCAAAACAGAGCUUGUGGAUGAGAUCCUGACUGCUCUGGGUCUUCAGGAGUGUGCUCAAACACGCACCAACUCUCUCUCUGGGGGCCAGUGUAAAAGACUGGCCAUUGCCCUCGAGCUGGUCAACAACCCUCCUGUCAUGUUCUUUGAUGAGCCCACCAGUGGUCUGGACAGCGCUUCCUGCUUCCAGGUGGUUUCCCUCAUGAAGUCUUUGGCCCAGGGAGGACGGACAAUCAUAUGCACCAUUCAUCAGCCCAGUGCCAAGCUCUUUGAGAUGUUUGAUAAGCUGUACAUCCUCAGUCAGGGUCAGUGUAUAUACAAGGGCACAGUCCCUUACCUCAUCCCUUAUCUGAAGAACCUGGGCCUCCACUGCCCAACGUAUCACAAUCCUGCUGACUUCAUCAUUGAGGUGGCAUCAGGGGAGUAUGGGGAUCUGAAUCCAGUGCUGUUUGAGGCGGUCCAGGGUGGACUGUGCUCUGAGGAGGGCAAGAAGAACUCCAGAGAUAAAAGUGACUCUUCCUGUCCCUCUCAAUGUCACAGUGACACAGGAACCCUUGAGAAACACAGCUUUGCCACCAGUACAUUCACACAGUUCUGCAUCCUCUUUAAAAGAACCUUCGUCACGAUAUGCAGGGACAUGGUGCUGACCCACCUCAGGGUGAUGUCCCAUAUUUGCAUUGGAGUGCUGAUUGGCCUGCUUUAUCUCAAAAUUGGAAAUGAUGCCAGCAAGGUUUUCAACAACACUGGCUUCCUCUUUUUCUCCAUGUUGUUCCUCAUGUUUGCCGCCCUGAUGCCCACCGUCCUAACCUUUCCUCUGGAGAUGUCCGUGUUUAUAAGGGAACAUCUCAACUACUGGUACAGCCUGAAGGCCUAUUACUUGGCCAAAACCAUGGCUGAUAUACCAUUCCAGGUGCUUUGUCCAAUCAUGUACUGUAGUAUAGUGUACUGGAUGACUGAGCAGCCUCCAGAAGCGGGUCGCUACCUGCUCUUUAUGGCCUUGUCCACAUCCACAGCCCUGGUGGCCCAGUCCCUAGGUCUGCUCAUAGGGGCUGCAUCCACGUCUCUGCAGGUGGCAACCUUUGUGGGUCCAGUCACAGCCAUACCUGUGCUCCUCUUCUCUGGCUUCUUCGUCAAUUUUGACACCAUUCCCAAAUACCUACAGUGGAGCUCUUAUGUUUCCUACGUCAGGUACGGCUUUGAGGGGGUGAUUCUCUCUAUCUAUGGGAUGAACCGGUCGGAGCUGGAGUGUCCGGACCUGUCGUGUAAGUUCCAGAAGCCAGAGGAGGUCCUGCAGCUGUUGGAUGUGGAGAAUGCAAAGCUCUACGUGGACUUCAUGGUGCUGGGGGUGUUCUUCCUGAUCCUCAGACUGGCUACGUACCUGGUUCUGCGCUACAAAGUCAAGUCAGAGCGUUAAGACAUCCAGAGGCUGAUGGAUUUGGAUGCUUGCACAUAUCCCAGCAGUGUGAGAUAGUAAGCAAACAUAUAGUCUCUCUUUCUCUGUCUCUUCUUUACAUACAUGUACAAAGGCAUUAACUACGAGUGUGCUGCACCACCAAACUGUACAGUAUAAUGUUAUCUUUUGGGCUUUGUUUUUCAAGAAAAAGGAGAAAGUGUUGUUCUACCCUCUGCCCAUUUUUAGUUCUCCUUCAGGUCAUAGUAUUUUUCACAUCACCAUUACCUGUCAGAGAUAUUGUGUAUCAGCACUAUACAUAAACAAAAUACCCAACAAAGUAACAGAACGCAUGUGUCUUUAAACUGAGAAAUUUGGAUUUGUUCUUAUUUGGCUGCCACAUGAAACAUGAGUGAUGGGGAGCCAUAAUAACCAUCUCGGUGCAGAAGUGUCCAAUAAUUUGUAGCUUCUCAAUACAAUACCUAAAAAGAUAAUCCAAGCCACAUCAGAAGUCCGUUCAUUGGAUGUACCAGGAACAUGACUUCAAGAUGGAAGCCCUCUUAUUGCCAUCGGGAAAUGUCGAAACUUUCAGUGCAGGAAAACGUUUGUGCGACCUCUCGCUGUCCUGUAGGAUCAUCUCAUCAGGUGUCUUUUACCAAGACGCUGAACACGAUGACUUUUCUUUACGGAAUACGCCCAUGACAAACCGACUGCCAGUGGAUGGCUCUCCUCGCUUUCCAUCUCCAGUGUGAAUCCCUUUCGCAGGACCUUCUGCCCAUCGAUGGUGGUAGAACGUUUAGACGUGGAUGAAAUGUUUGUGAAAAUGUCCAGCAGUGUGUCUUAUACAAAGACUGAUAUAGACUCACCCUGCGACCGGCCCUAUGAUUCCUUACUUGCUCCUUAUCUUAAUAUAUCAUGUUUGUUUCUGCCAUAACUGAGGAAGCAUUCAGUGAACUGGGAGCAUUAUGCGAAAGCAAGCAUGACUGCUGUCUCCUUCCUGAUGCAGAACGCUGCCACACGGACACAAAGGUGUUUUCAGUGAAGUGCAACAGCCUGUUCUACGGUUAAAAAAGUCUAAUCGUGUUGUUUUGACACGAUUCUUUGAACUGCUUGUUUCCACUCGUUGUAUGACUCUUUAGCUGCCUCCUCCCCAGGCUGCAAAAGGAAAUAACCUGUUAUUUUUCUCCUUCUCUUCUUCUGCUUUGCUGAUGUCUGACAGAUGUGUGUUGUCCAAAACAAUGCUAGAUACUUGAAAUGCUGGCUGGGCAGUUUUUGUGCCUCUGAACUAGAAUGAUUUGAGUUUCCUCUGCUUCAUUGUUUGCACAUACACCUUAUGUCAACGAACAUGCUGGUUCACAAACACACGCACACACACAUGCACAUAUGCACUCAGACAUAUACACGAAAACACACACAAGCAAAUACACUCUUGGCGAUGUUUAGAAGAGCCUCUCCUUGUUGCAGGGCAAUGCAAAUAUUUUCCAAUAGACUUGCUAUGAAAUAUUUCUUACUUAAACUAUGCUACUUAGUAAUCCUUAU
Messenger RNA from Epinephelus fuscoguttatus (brown-marbled grouper), 4055 nucleotides. RefSeq names its product ATP-binding cassette, sub-family G (WHITE), member 4a (gene abcg4a). Gene Ontology annotation, molecular function: ATP hydrolysis activity; ABC-type transporter activity; ATP binding. The record is from RefSeq and is a predicted model, not a curated record. The coding region runs from base 612 to 2540 and encodes 642 amino acids. NCBI's taxonomy places the organism in Eukaryota, Metazoa, Chordata, Actinopteri, Perciformes, Serranidae. The transcript is spliced from 15 exons. Gene Ontology annotation, cellular component: plasma membrane.